Hydractinia symbiolongicarpus is the source of this 544-nucleotide messenger RNA. Its product is annotated as 40S ribosomal protein S17-like. The record is from RefSeq and is a predicted model, not a curated record. The transcript has 5 exons. Bases 100 to 507 code for a protein of 135 amino acids. Gene Ontology annotation, molecular function: structural constituent of ribosome. Gene Ontology annotation, biological process: translation. Gene Ontology annotation, cellular component: ribosome. NCBI's taxonomy places the organism in Eukaryota, Metazoa, Cnidaria, Hydrozoa, Anthoathecata, Hydractiniidae.
GAAAUCUUCGGUGCCGUAGAUUUACAUAGAAUAAGUGCCGGUAGUCGUAAUUUUAAACACUACUAACACAAUUUGUGCCUUUUCUGGGUUGCUGCCAACAUGGGUCGCGUACGUACAAAGACCGUAAAGAAGGCUGCGAGAGUCAUCAUCGAGAAAUACUACACUCGUUUAACUCAUGAUUUCCAUACCAAUAAACGUAUUUGCGAAGAAAUCGCCAUUAUUCCAAGCAAGAAACUACGAAAUAAGAUAGCUGGAUUCAUUACACAUUUGAUGAAACGUAUUGAACUUGGACCUGUACGCGGUAUUUCAAUCAAAUUGCAAGAAGAAGAACGUGAGAGGAGAGAUAACUAUGUCCCGGAAAUUUCAGCUUUGGAACAAGAUCCAAUUGAGGUUGAUCCAGACACGAAAGAAAUGUUAAAAGUUCUUGAUUUCGCGAAUAUUCCCAACUUACAAGUUAUGCAGCCAAUCACUUCUUCCGGAUUGAGGAUGCAAGGCGGCAAAAUGUAACAGUUUAAUAUUGUUAAAAAAAUCAAUAAAAAAUCGA